AUGGCUAGAUGUCAACUACAGCCCGAGGCUGAGGAGCAGAGCCCCCAGCCUGGCACCUCAGGGUACUCCCUCCCGGAGAUGGUGGAUGAUGAAGUGCCAGGACCAUCAGCCCCUUGGGUAGAUCUCAGCCCCCCCACAUAGGUCCUUUUGUUGGAAAGGAGGACGGAGUGGUCGGACAAAUCUGAGGAGGAGCCGGAGGAGGAGCCAGAGAAGUCACUCACCCCUGAGCCUGAGGAGACCUGGGUGGUGGAGACGCUCCACGGGCUCAAGAUGAAGCUGAAGCGACGGCGAGUGUCGCCCGUGCUCCCUGAACACCACGAGGCCUUCAACAGGCUGCUCGGUAGGACACCCCAGAGAGCACCUCCAAUCCCAUUCUUUUAAACUUCCCAUAACCAUACUUUUCCCAUGGGAGAAAUAUGUCCCCCCCCACCGACCCAACCCCAGUGGUGAGCUCUCCAUUCGGGAGGACUCAGAAGAGAUCACUCAUAAGGGACGUUUAGGAGGCAAUCAAGGAUUUGGCUAGACUUG
Cebus imitator (Panamanian white-faced capuchin) is the source of this 528-nucleotide messenger RNA. Its product is annotated as speedy protein E4. The record is from RefSeq and is a predicted model, not a curated record. Gene Ontology annotation, biological process: positive regulation of cyclin-dependent protein serine/threonine kinase activity. Gene Ontology annotation, molecular function: protein kinase binding. Lineage: Eukaryota; Metazoa; Chordata; Mammalia; Primates; Cebidae.